CAGUCUGCCGCUGCCACCUCAGCCGCGCUCGGUGCCGACUGACGCCCGCCGCUCACCGCCGGGAGCUGACGGUCCCACCACGCUCGCCGCCGCCGCUGCCGGCACGACAGAUUCAUCCAUGAGCUCGGAUUUCCCACAUUACAACUUCAGGAUGCCUAAUAUUGGAUUCCAGAAUCUGCCACUCAACAUAUAUAUUGUGGUUUUUGGCACUGCUAUAUUUGUCUUCAUCCUUAGUUUACUCUUCUGUUGCUACUUGAUUAGGCUAAGACAUCAAGCACACAAAGAAUUUUAUGCCUACAAACAGGUUAUAUUAAAAGAAAAAGUAAAAGAACUGAAUUUACAUGAGCUCUGUGCAGUAUGCCUAGAAGACUUCAAGCCUCGAGAUGAGUUGGGGAUUUGUCCAUGUAAGCAUGCCUUCCACAGAAAGUGCCUUAUUAAGUGGCUGGAGGUUCGCAAAGUAUGUCCACUGUGCAACAUGCCGGUUCUGCAGCUGGCCCAGUUGCAUAGUAAGCAGGACCGUGGACCCCCACAGGGUCCCCUCCCUGGGGCAGAGAACAUUGUAUAGCUCAUCACAAGGAUCAAACUGUUGCAGAAGCCAAUGUCUGCGUGGAGCCAGGAGGAACACAAGCAGUCUCUGUGUUGGCUGCUCUACCUGGGGCACCAGCUGCUGCUUCCUUUGUCUAAUGAAGAACUCUUGGGCCAACUAGGCUGGGAACCGAGACUUCUGGAUCUUGUGACAACCAAAGUACUCUGACACUACCCCAUGCCAAGAGAAGAGGAGUAGAUGAGCCUGCGGGUUUGGUUCAAGAAACCUCAUGAGGGUCUCUUGCUAACUCCAUUGCACUCUGUCUCCCAGACACUUAUCUCCAUGUCAAGGUGAAUCUUUAUCAAGCAGAAGGGACGAUAAACACAAGUGUUAGAGAAGGGAACUGAGGGCAGGUCUUUAAAGCCACCCCCACCCCGACCCUGUGGACACAUGAGCUUCUAUGCAGACCGUGCACGCCUUUGCAACAGCAAACCCUCCUAGCAGCCCCAGCCAAGUAAAAACAGUGGUUACCUCAGCCCAAGCACAACCGGCUGCAGUGCCAGAGGCAGUGCCAACAAGGCUUUUCACGUUAUGUCCCUUUGAUAAGGCCAUCUUAGAACCCAAGGCUUUGGUUACAAAAAAGCAGCAGUACCCAUCACCACAGGUCCUGCCUCAAGUUCACAACACUUGCUUAUCAAAUCAUCUAAGCUAGAAACAUUAGAUGUGCUUGGAAAGGUCUGGUCAAAAGCCAUUUCCUCUUAUUUCCCCUCCUACUCACCAGUGAGGCACAGCCAAGCUGCCAUCAGGAGCCCCAGCAGGGGGUGGGCCUCUGAGCCCAUGCUGUCCCUGUAUGACCUGGGGGCCUCAGGGUGCUGCCCACAUUCCCACAUAUGCAGUGUGGUUCCAGCGUACCUGCUGGUCUUGGCCCACUGCCUCAGUAGGAAGCUGCUGUAAGCCCCUCACAUGGCUCCAAAGAGGAGCAUCUUACUGAUAACGGCCAGUCCCCUUGGCCCUGCUCAGCUGAGAGGAGGAUGCUAACCCCCUUGCUUCUCCCCAUCCUUCUCUCUGUUCUCUUCCCUCUCUUGCCCUCUCUUUCUACUCAAAAGAAAAUGCCCAUCGUUGACUUAACAAUUUGAAGUAUCACAAAUAAGAUCCCUAUGUAAUUCUGAAGCCAGGGAAAUGAUAGAAAUUGUGAAUAGUUUCAGGAAGCUCCUCCAAGGCUAUUCACCAUUGGUGUGUGCUUCAGUAUUUGGACUUGGAUAACUAACUGAAAGUGUCUUUAUAGGGGAGAAACACAUGCUGCUCUUUCACUCUUUCUCUCCAACUUUUCUAGAAAUGACUGAGUCUAGCAGGAUUCAUGACUAUUUUAUAAGUUAGCUAUGUGAAACAGCAUUGGGUCAGAUAGAAAGCUCUCUUCCACAGCCCUGCUCUCCACCUCCUUCCAUCACAGGGGUGGGACUCCUCAUCAACAGCUUUGCCUCUCUGCCCCAUCCCCCAAGUAUGAGUGGGGGCAGUUUCUCAUUGGAAAUACAGCCUGCAUGAUACGGAGAGUGGAGGAAACUUUGCUACUCUGUUCAUGGCGUAUCUCCAGGAAUUUUCUUGGAAUCCAGCCUCUACCGUCUUAGAAUGGGCGAGGGAACCUGUCCUUGGCUCAGGUGGCUGGGAUCAGAUGAGGAGGAAAAUUCCCAUUAGCCUAUAAAAAUGCUGGGCAGAAUCCAGUUUGGGAAAUUACAAAUCCAGUCGGUCGGAAUUGGCUGUACCCUAUGUGUGACCUAUUCAUGGUAUGCUAACUGGACUGCUUCUUUAAACAGGGCAAGGGAAGUGUGGAAUAUUUUUAUAUGAAAGCCUUAGUCUGUCUGGCACCCAUGAAAAGAACUAUUUGUACACUCCUACUUUCACCCUGUUUCUGCAUUCUCUAUUUUGUAGCACAAUAGAGUUGAAUGCUGCAAAGCACCCAGUUUAUAGUGAAAUGUUUUCAGUGACCAAUGUCAGAAGUAGGCUUACUUUGGACUAGCCUCAUUAAUAGCCAACGCUCACCAUUUUCACAUAAUGGCUUUGGGACAAAUGUCACCUCUUAGUUAUGGGGUUCCAAUAGGAAAUAGAACUUUUCCCUUCAAAGGAGGAAUUCUUGUGUUCUAUACUGCAAAUUAUUUCAUCGCACAGCUUUUGUAGGAUUAUAGCCUUUCAGUGCAUCAGUACCAAGGAGACAGCCUCACGAAGUCCCUCUAUUUGUAGGGAGGCAAAUUAAUUCAUCUCACGGUGUCACAGCUAAAGGCCAGUUGGACCAGAUAUUCAAAGCCCAUCCAUUAGAGGAAAGCUUGAGAGUGCUGUGCGCUCCCCACUAGGCACCAUCAUGGGUCUGCUUUACACCAUGACCUCAACACUUGUGAAUGUGCAGGGCUUUUAAAAACCCAGCUCUUCUAAGGUGGGGCUUGACACUGGAGUGGUUAAGAGUGUUCGCUCUGCUUAUAGUCAUCUUCCCUUUCUUGGCUUGGUGUCCUUCUAUUGCAGCAUGGCCAGUGUCACCUGCAGUAGUUAUUACUCUUAGCAACACAACGUGAAUGUGUUUGCUCCCCACAUCUGGGUCCUCCUCCAGAACGUCCCAGUGCUGCACUGCUGUAACUGAGAACGGCCAGGGUUUAAUUUAUGUCUUCCUUUAAUUCUAAUUAAAAUCACCGUUUUAUGUGAAGGACAAGGUCAAAUCUCCAUUCAAAAAAACUUAUUUUUAAAGAACAAGGAUCCCUUAAUACUCUUUGAUCAAGCUCACACCUCACAGUGAGGCUGCCCUGUCCAAAUCUAUCUCCAUGAGUUGUUGACCUUUUGUUAAUCUGUAUACAUGUGAGGACUCUGGUCUGCUUUUGGGUCACUGGCAGGUAACGUGAUUUUUUUAACUUCAUCUUAAUGUGUCUUAAGCAACUCAGAGAUUGGGUGUUGCGUGCUGUGGGUUACUGGAGCAAAACUCAGACUCAACUGGACUCCAUGGGUGGGUGAAUCAUUAUCUAGUUGUUACUAGGGGUACAGCUGAAUUCAGCUGGCUUUAGGAACAGGGAACAAAACCAGCCUGACUUGAUUCCUGGUUGAGUAGGCCUAACAUGCUAGUUGUCAUCUGCUGCUUUUCUUUGCCACAGUGAUUUGGUUAGGCCUAUCCCUAGUAGUUAAGGCCCUAGCCAAGGAACAGGACAAGACAGUAAUGGCCAGAUGGGAGCAGGUGGACCAUGGGGAAGUCUGGGCUGAGGGAUACAGGGGACCUCACACCAUUGCCAAACACACUGUUCUCGACAAGUCUUGACAAAGAUCCUUUCCCCAGUGCCUAGCCCCUCAAAUCCAUCAAACGAAUGACCUCAUGCCCUGUUCCUUUCCACAUUACCCACUCCAAAGCCUAUCAUCUUCAUGGCCUGGUCCCAUUCUGCUAAGCUGCCCUGAACGACUGUAGUAACUGUUUUUCUGAGAGGUUUUCUGGGAAUUAUGAAAUGCACACAGGGAGGCAUCCCCAGAGCUCUGUAGAGAAAAGGUGCUCAGCUUGAUUUGAAUCACCCCCUUGCCACUCACUAGCCACAUGCCUUCCUGCAAGUUAGCCUCCCAAAACCUGUUUCCUUAUCCACCCACCCAGGGAUUGUAGGAAGGGUGUCCCCACCAGCUCUUGUGGGGAAUUGGCCACCAUGUCUGGAGUCCAGUAGGCAGGCCUAGAGUCAUGGGGGCUGGUGCUACUAGGUGACACCGUCAUGCUGGCCACAUGGGGCUCCUCUGUUGUCCCGGUAGAAACAACCUCAGCAGAGAGCCUCCUGAGAUGUAGGGGCUCUCCCCUGGGUCCCAGUUCACCUGGCUCCCUUCCCUUUCCCAUCUUGAUCUUCCUUAGUCACUUCCGUUUACCUUUGCCCACAGUGCUCCCCAACAUGGUUGCUCAGUGCUGAAUAUUCCUUAAUUUUUUGAAUAGGUAAUCCCUUCAAGUGGUUCACAAAUCAUAAACAGUUAAGUCUUCCUUGCAUCCCUGACCUCCAAGCAAGCCAAGUUCCUCACCCCUUGAGCACCCACUAUUAGUUCCUUGUGGAUUCUUCCAGAGAUUAUUUAUGCAUAUACAAGUACAUACACAUGUAUGUACAUGUGCAUGGGGUGUGGGUUUGUGUAUAUAUAUAUACACACAGACACACACACACAGUUGACCCUUGAACAACAUAGGUUAGGGGCGCUGACCCCCUGUACAGCCUGCACAUCACUUUACAGUCAGCCCUCUAUAUCCGCGGUUCAGCAUCCAAGGAUUCAACCAACUUUGGAUCAUGUAGAAUGUAUUCAUUGAAAAAAAUCCACGUGUAAGUAGACCUGCUCAGUUCAAACCUAUAUUGUUCAAGAAUCAACUGUGUGUAUGUGUAUAAUUUUUCUUUUUUACUUGUGUAAUACCAGACAAGUAUAUUCAAGGAACAUUCCUAGUCAUGUGGGAAGAACCAUCCCAGAAGUCAGAAUAUCUGUAAAAGGUGAGCCCAGAAUUGGGGGAUAUUUCUAUAAUCACAUUCCUUUUGAAUAAGGCAUAUUUUCCACUGAUUGCAGCAUGAUGAAAUUCUAGUUUGCUACCCCAAUCAAACUACAAUCCCUCCCUGACCCUAACCACUGAUGCCCAAAUAACAAGACAGCACAACCAGUUUCCAGCCUAUCUUUCUGAGUCUGUUGCAGGGCACUCAAGAGCAGGCUCCACAGCCAAAAGCAACAGCACAGUCCAGCAGCUUUUGCAGGAGCCUGGACAGGCUGCAGCCGCACCUCAGCCCCCCAAUCCAGUUUCAAGUGAGGACCAAGAGCCCAGCAGUGACGUCUGGUUACAACUGUCAUGGUUUCUUAGGCAAGCCCAUGUUUUUGAGGCAGGAGUUUGAGAAGCAGCAGUAACUGAAGGCUGAGACAUCCUUCUGUUUUGUGGGGCAGAUGUCUCAGAUGUUGCUAAGCAAAUAGGUGGUCAGCUGCCUCAGCAUUAACAGCAGAUAUGGCCGAACGUUCAAGUUCAUGAACCUACUCCCUUUCCCUUCCCACUCUUUAUGAACACACUAAAAAGAAAACGUUCCCAUAGAAUUUCUCCUCACCCAACAUUUUUUCAACAACAGCAAUUAUCCCACCAACAUUUUCUUUAAAAAACAAUUAAGUUCAUUCUUGCCCCUGCAGGAGAUCCAGGUUAAAGCUGCUUCCUCCAGGCAGCCUUGAAGGGAGGGGCAUGGACUUGUGCCUCUCAUUCCUCACCCACCUCCCUGGUAUCCUGCCACACAGAACAGCAGCCCAGGGAUUCCCUAGAUUAAAAGUGCAACUUGGGCCCCUGACCUGAAACUUGCAAAGGAAUUGUAUGUGAAACUCCACUCUUCUGUCAUUUGAUGAACCUCUUGUCUUUUUCAUCGUUAGCAUUUAGGAAUUUGAGUAAAGGAGAUGAAAGUGUCUAAAUUCUGGUGAAAUUUGCAGUUGUUAACUGGAAAAUGCUGGGUCAUGUUCCUUUAGUAGAUUAACGAAGGCUUCCACGUGCCAUGGAAUGUGCUUCCAUUUGAUUGGGAACAUGAGGAAAACAGAGGGGCUUGUUCAGUAAAUAUUAUUCCAGUUCAGCUUCAGAGCCUAAAUUGUUGUUGCAAGAUGCAGUUUUAUUCCACUUUUAGACCAAGCAUCAGCACACUUGGCUUACCGACCCAGGGCUCCCUUCUGUGGCUGUAGUGUCAGGGCCUCCCUGCUCCAGGGACAUGUACCCACAUUGUGGGCCCCACCAGUGUCAAAGGACUUGUCUAUUCUUCCAUGAAGCCCCUCUCAGCUCCCUAGGCCAGUACAAGCCUGGCGGACCUGUGUCUCGGGCCAGGUGCACACCAUCCCUCCAUCCACCCCUUCCCUCCCAGGCACCCCCGCUAGAGCAGGAGAGGCAGAUGAGGCUAGUGUUAGGAAGUCCUUCCUGGUAACAGCUCAGUCUUCCAAGAGAGUGUUCCUGAACUGUCAUCUCUGGGUCUCUUGACAGAUCUUUGCCAGAAAGAGUGGAUAUUAGUCCUAUAGUUUUAAGCCUAUUGGGGUUUAUUCACUAGAUAUCGUAUAACUCCCUCAAAAAAAGGUUUAUGAAAUGCUGAACCUCAGGUUUCAUAGACAUGUUUGUACACCAAGAAUUAUGCAGCAGAAUAUUUUUAAACAUUCGCAGUUUUUUGUAAGCUAUAUAUUUUUGUAUAUUUAAUUGCUAUUUUAAAAUUUUAAUGCAUUUUGCUAAUUACUCUUGUUUAAAAAAUAAGACAUGCAUGUAACUGACUUAAAUGUAAAUAAAAA
Molecule: messenger RNA, 6787 nt
Organism: Lagenorhynchus albirostris (white-beaked dolphin)
Lineage: Eukaryota; Metazoa; Chordata; Mammalia; Artiodactyla; Delphinidae
Gene: RNF24
Product: ring finger protein 24
Exons: 6
Coding region: 119-565 (148 amino acids)
Cellular component (GO): endomembrane system
Molecular function (GO): zinc ion binding; ubiquitin protein ligase activity
Source: RefSeq, a predicted model, not a curated record